UUGACUGGACCAGCCAACCCCAACAGCUUUGCCUUACUAUUUUUCUUCACCCACGACUGCUUCAUCAUCACACUAGUGACUAGUUAGUGUUUCAGAAGAAAAACUUAUUUUUUUAUUUAUUAAAAACAAUACCCUUGCGCCCAGAAAACUCUCUGACAUUCUCUAUCCACCUCUGUCUCCUUUCUCUGAAAGUUUCAGAAGAGUAGAAGAGAAAAUGGGUGUUGGAACCAGCACCUUUGUGAUCAGAUGGGUCAACUUUUUAACCAUGCUUUUAGCAGUGGUUGUGGUGGUGUUUGGGGUGUGGAUGAGCACUCAUCACGAUGGCUGUAGAAGGUCCCUAACUUUUCCAAUCUUAUGCCUCGGCGGUGUAAUCUUUCUUGUAUCUAUAAUCGGCUUCUUGGGCGCAUUGAAGAACAGCUCCAUAUUGUUGUGGAUUUAUUUGAUCAUGCUCUGCUUCAUACUGAUCGGAAUUCUGGUAUUUACAGUGUUGGCGUUCAUUGUAACAAACAACGGUUCCGGUCAUAGCGUGGAUGGUCUGAGAUACAAGGAGUAUCAGCUUAAAGAUUACAGUUCCUGGUUUCUAAAUCAGCUGAACAAUACUCACAACUGGAAGGAGUUGAAGAUUUGUCUUGUGAAAUCUGAAGACUGCAACAACCUGUCAAAAAAAUAUAAGACUCUUAAGCAAUACAAAUCUGCAAAACUGACCCCUAUCGAGGCCGGCUGCUGUCGGCCACCCUCUGACUGUGGUUAUCCAGCCGUAAAUGCUUCAUUCUAUGAUUUAAGUUUUCAUCCAGUAAGUUCCAACAAGGACUGCAAACUCUACAAGAAUUCUCGCCAAGUCAAGUGCUACAACUGUGAUUCUUGCAAGGCUGGAGUAGCACAAUACAUGAAAACAGAGUGGAGAGUUGUAGCAAUCUUCAAUGUUGCCCUCUUUCUUGUCUUGUCCAUGAUAUAUUUUGUGGGAUGCUGUGCAAGACGAAAUGCUUCAAGAAGCCAAUCCAAAGCUUAAAAGGGUUUUCCAUAUAAUUGAUUUUUUUCCCUUUCAACAAUGAAAAAUCAACGGUUGUUGUUGAAGAUGGGCCGAGUUCAAUCACUACAAAGUAGCCACUUCUAACGUUGUUGUAUCAACCGGAGAAAAAAAGAGAGUAAGAAAGCUCUUGGUGAUGGGGGGCUUUCGACUUACGUGAAGUGUUGAACGUGCAAUGCAAUUGUGUAAAAAGAAAACGAGUAAAGAAAAUGGAAUGUUAUUUUUGUUAUGUUAUGUUAUGAAGACAAUAUAUGUCGUAUUUGUUUUAACCAUUUGAGGUUUGAGUAUGAACUAUCAUUGGUUCAAGACUUCACACCUUAACUUUGUACAAUGUUUGGUGGGAAAAUCUACAAAGCGACAUCAAAUCUA
Molecule: messenger RNA, 1396 nt
Organism: Humulus lupulus (European hop)
Lineage: Eukaryota; Viridiplantae; Streptophyta; Magnoliopsida; Rosales; Cannabaceae
Product: tetraspanin-10
Exons: 11
Coding region: 215-1009 (264 amino acids)
Biological process (GO): auxin-activated signaling pathway
Cellular component (GO): plasmodesma; plasma membrane
Source: RefSeq, a predicted model, not a curated record